AUGAGAUCACAAGAUCCAAAUAAACCAUUAAAAGUAUUUAUUUCUAUUUGUUUCAGAGUAUCUUUUCUUUGCUGGCCCGGCAUAGCUGGUAUAAUAAUUGGUUCAACCGAGAUAUUUGAAAAUUAUUAUCAAUAUGGUGUAAUGGAAUCAAGUGCAGCACCAUAUUAUUUUGACGUUAUAUUUGGUAGUUUUGUCUUUGGAGGUACACUUUUAAGUUUAGUUCUUCUUCCAACUUGUGGAAAUAUAAUUGUUCCAGCAGCUAUAAUAUUUGUGGAUAUAUCAUUAUUUGCAGGGUGUAUUUCUUGGAUUCCGUUUACUAUAGGCAGAGGAUUUGAAGUUCCUAUGGGACUUAGGUUAUCCAUAUCUAGUACUCUAAUUUCAUUUUUUAUCCUUGUCUUAGAUUUAGUGGGUAUUGUGAUUCCCAUUUAUAAAGAGUAUGGAAUUAAGGGAUUAUUUAAUAGAAAAAAGUUCUAUUAUGGCGGUAUGUUUGUGCAACCCUGUGUUCGAGAAACUGCUAUAAAGCGUAUUCUGGAAGGAUGGAAAGAAUAUUCAAAUAACAGAGUUUCUAUUGCCAAAGAGAAUAUUGAAAUUACUGAUGAUAUCCAUCUGGGAAACCAGGUGCUCGAGAAUCAUGGUGUAUAA
Messenger RNA from Candida tropicalis MYA-3404, 642 nucleotides. RefSeq lists its product as uncharacterized. The record is from RefSeq and is a predicted model, not a curated record. Lineage: Eukaryota; Fungi; Ascomycota; Pichiomycetes; Serinales; Debaryomycetaceae. The transcript has a single exon. Bases 1 to 642 code for a protein of 213 amino acids.